AGAAGAGGAGGCGGCACUUCCGGUUAACAGGCUUGCAAGUUUUUUCAUGUAACUCAGCCGGCUUGAGUGUUUCUGGGUGAAACCUUCUGGGUGACUCUGCUGGGUGCUGUGAGCGGAGCUCGGCAAGCUCAGAACUGCAGACAUGGAUGUAGUGACCUAUGAUGACGUGCAUGUGAACUUCACUCUGGAAGAGUGGGCUUUGCUGGAUCCUUCUCAGAAGAGUUUCUAUGAAGAUGUGAUGUUGGAGACCUAUAGGAAUCUCACAGCCAUAGGUUACGUUUGGGAAGACCAUACAAUUGCUGACGGUUUUCCAAGUUCUAGAAGACAUGGAAGGCAUGAAAGAAGUUGUACUGGAGAGCAACCCUCUAAGAUUACUCAAUGUGGUAAAGCUUUUGCAUGUCAGAGUCGUAUUCAAAGGCAUGAAAGAACUCAUAAUAUAGAGAAACCCUAUGAAUGUAACCAAUGUGGUAAAGCCUUUGCAACAAGCAGUGUUCUCCAAUAUCAUAAGAGAACACAUUCAGGGGAAAAACCCUAUGAAUGUAACCACUGUGGUAAAGCCUUUUCGGGAAGGAGUGUGCUCCAGUGUCAUAAAAGAACACACACAGGAGAGAAACCCUAUGAAUGUAACCAAUGUGGUAAAGCCUUUACACAAAGCAGUGGUCUCGAAUGUCAUAAAAGAACACAUACAGGAGAGAAACCCUAUGAAUGUAACCAGUGUGGUAAAACCUUUACACAAAACAAUGGUCUUGAAUAUCAUAAAAGAACACAUACAGGAGAGAAACCCUAUGAAUGUGACCAAUGUGGUAAAGCCUUUGCAGGAAAGAGUGUGCUCCAAUGUCAUAAAAGAACACACACAGGAGAAAAACCCUAUGAAUGUAACCACUGUGGUAAAGCCUUUGCAGGAAGGAGUGUGCUCCAAUGUCAUAAAAGAACACACACAGGAGAGAAACCCUAUGAAUGUAACCAAUGUGGUAAAGCCUUUGCACAAAGCGGUGGUCUCGAAUAUCAUAAAAGAACACAUACAGGAGAGAAACCCUAUGAAUGUACCCAGUGUGGUAAAACCUUUGCACAAAGCAGUGGUCUUGAAUAUCAUAAAAGAACACAUACAGGAGAGAAACCCUAUGAAUGUAACCAAUGUGGUAAAGCCUUUGCACAAAGCAGUGGUCUCGAAUAUCAUAAAAGAACCCAUACAGGAGAGAAACCCUAUGAAUGUAACCAAUGUGGUAAAGCCUUUGCAGUAAAGAAUGACCUCCAAAAACAUAAACGAACACACACAGGUGAGAAACCCUAUGAAUGUAACCACUGUGGUAAAGCCUUUGCACGAAGCAGUGUUCUCAAAUAUCAUGAAAGAAUACAUACAGGAGAGAAACCCUAUGAAUGUAACCAAUGUGAUAGAACCUUUGCACAAAGCAGUGGUCUUGAAUAUCAUAAAAGAACCCAUACAGGAGAGAAACCCUAUGAAUGUGACCAAUGUGGUAAAGCCUUUGCAGGAAAGAGUGUGCUCCAAUGUCAUAAAAGAACACACACAGGAGAAAAACCCUAUGAAUGUAACCAAUGUGGUAAAGCCUUUGCAGGAAGCAGUGACCUCCAAUAUCAUAAAAGAAUACAUACUGGAGAGAAACCCUAUGAAUGUAACCAAUGUGGUAAAGCCUUUGGAAAAAGGAGUGUCCUCCAAUGUCAUAAAAGAACACAUACAGGAGAGAAACCUUAUGAAUGUAACCAAUGUGGUAAGGCCUUUGCAAAAAGCAAUGGUCUCGAAUAUCAUAAAAGAACACAUACAGGAGAGAAACCCUAUGAAUGUAACCAAUGUGGUAAAGCCUUUACAAGAAGCAGUGAUCUCAAAUGUCAUAAAAGAACACAUACAGGAGAGAAACCUUAUGAAUGUAACCAAUGUGGUAAAGCCUUUGCACAAAGCAAUGGUCUCGAAUAUCAUAAAAGAACCCAUACAGGAGAGAAACCCUAUGAAUGUAACAAAUGUGGUAAAGCCUUUAUAAGAAGCAGUGGUCUCGAAUAUCAUGAAAAAACACAUACAAGAGAGAACUCCUAUGAAUGUAACCAAUGUGGUAAAACUUUUUCACAAUUCAAUAGUCUUUACAUCCAUAAAAUAACACACAGUUGAGAGAAACCCUUUGAGUAUAACCAUUGUGGUAAAUCUUUUGCACAAUGCAGUGGUCAACAAAAUCAUAAAGGAACACAUAUAGGAGAGAAAUUUUUGGAUGUGAGCAAUGUGGUUUUAAACAUUUUUCACAAAGCAGUGUCCUCCAAAUAUAUAAAGGAACAUAUACAGAGAUAAUCCCUAUGAGUACCAUCAAUGCUCUGAAGCCCUUCUGCAUCCCAAUCAUCUUCAGAUACAUAAAAGAACAGGUACUGGAGAGAAAGCCUCUGAAUAUAACUAAUGUGGUAAAGCCUUUGCACAGAAGAGUCAUCUCCUAGCACAUCAAAGAAUUCACACUAGAGAAACAUUAUGAAUAUAAGCAAUGUGGUAAACCUUUUGCAAGUACCAGUACUCUCCAAGUAAAUAAAAGAAGACACCCUCAAGAGAAACCCUGUGAAUGUCACCUAUAAGAUAAAUCCCUUGUACCUUGCAAUCAUCUUCAAAUACAUAAAAGAGGACAUACAGGUGAGAAACCUUACAAAUGUAAUCAAUGCGGUAAACCUUUCAUAUUUCAGUCAUUCAAGACAGGAAAGAAAUCAUAAUGUACAGAAAACCUGUGAGUGUAUUUAUUAUGAUAAAGUCUUCGCACAUUUCUAUAUUCUUCAUCACCAUGAAGCUAAUAUAUACUGUGUAGAAUUUAUGAAUACGUUUAAUAUUGUGAUACCUUUUCAAAUUUCCCAAGUCUUCAUCAUCAUGAAAGAGAAACCCUAUAGAGCUGCCAUCCUGGAGUC
Messenger RNA from Arvicanthis niloticus (Nile rat), 2886 nucleotides. RefSeq lists its product as uncharacterized. Gene Ontology annotation, biological process: regulation of transcription by RNA polymerase II. NCBI's taxonomy places the organism in Eukaryota, Metazoa, Chordata, Mammalia, Rodentia, Muridae. Gene Ontology annotation, molecular function: DNA-binding transcription factor activity, RNA polymerase II-specific; RNA polymerase II cis-regulatory region sequence-specific DNA binding. Gene Ontology annotation, cellular component: transcription regulator complex; chromatin; PcG protein complex. The record is from RefSeq and is a predicted model, not a curated record.